Molecule: messenger RNA, 570 nt
Organism: Neohortaea acidophila
Lineage: Eukaryota; Fungi; Ascomycota; Dothideomycetes; Mycosphaerellales; Teratosphaeriaceae
Product: cyclophilin 1 short isoform
Exons: 4
Coding region: 1-570 (189 amino acids)
Biological process (GO): protein folding; protein peptidyl-prolyl isomerization
Molecular function (GO): peptidyl-prolyl cis-trans isomerase activity
Source: RefSeq, a predicted model, not a curated record
AUGACUAUCAAAGCCUACUUCGACGUGACCUGGACUGGUCCGGAGCUGCAGACCGAUGCCAAUGGCAAGGUCACCUCUGCCGACAAGAGCGACAAGCCCCGCUCUGGCCGCAUCAACUUCGAGCUCUUCGAUGAUGUUGUCCCCAAGACCGCCGAGAACUUCCGUGCCUUGUGCACUGGCGAGAAGGGCUUCGGCUACUCUGGCAGCAAGUUCCACCGUGUCAUCCCCGAGUUCAUGCUCCAGGGUGGUGACUUCACCCGUGGCAACGGCACGGGCGGCAAGUCCAUCUACGGCGAAAAGUUCCCCGACGAGAACUUCAAGCUCAAGCACGAGAGGCCCUUCCUCCUCAGCAUGGCCAACGCCGGCCCCAACACCAACGGCUCGCAGUUCUUCAUCACCACCGUCGUGACCUCGUGGUUGGACGGGCGCCACGUCGUCUUCGGCCAGGUGCCCAAGGGCGACACCGCGUCGAUGGGCGUUGUCAAGAGCAUCGAGGCGUGCGGAUCUAGCAGUGGCGCGAUCAAGAACAAGGACGGCUCCCCCACCAUCGUCAAGAGCGGUACGGAGUAG